This is a messenger RNA of Symbiodinium necroappetens, 1417 nucleotides long. Lineage: Eukaryota; Dinophyceae; Suessiales; Symbiodiniaceae. The record is from the annotation of a GenBank genome assembly.
GGGACAAAGUACGCCCGAACUGUAUUGGCAACGCCGACGGCGAUCUCGAGAACCAAGUAGGCAGAGGCAAACUUGUUCGGCUUUACCAGCAGUGGCCAUCAAAGAAUAUGUUCUGCUGCUGCGGCUGUUGCAUGACAGGUGGCACGGACGAGUGCUACUGCCCGAACAUGUGUGUUUGGUGUUUCAUCCUCGUUCCAAGCUGUACAUACUUCGGACUCGUGGCGCCAAAGCUCAUCUCCAAUGGCAUUUACCUGCUGCCAGGGGCGACGCUGGCCAUAUUUCUCAUUGCGACGGGACUCCUGCUCGCCACUUGCUGCACGGACCCGGGGAUCAUUCCCUGCCGUGAGGUGAUCCUGGCGACAGGCACCGCCGAUCAGCUCAAAGUAGCUCUUGGUUAUGACGUCCUCGGGCCCGAAGGAUCUGACUCUGCUUCACUACCACCGCAGCUGAGGAAGCAGGGCUACCGCUUUUGCAAUACUUGUUGCAUCGUGCGACCUCCACGGUCGUCGCACUGCUCCGACUGCGACAACUGCGUCUUGCGCUUUGAUCAUCAUUGCCCAUUCGUGAACAACUGUGUGGGGCAGAGGAACUACCAUUAUUUCUUCGGCUUCAUCACGUGUGUGAUGGUUCUGGCUACAAUGGUGAUGCCCGCCCUCGCCCUGCAUCUCUUCAACCCGGAUCAGGAUAAGGCCAUGAAGAAUGCCGCAAAGAUUGACAAGUCGAUGUCCUUGCUGUUCUACGCCAUGUGUGCCGUUGGUGAACUUGCAGCUGAUAUCGCGGAGUUGAAGGACAUGCUUCAGCGGGCGCAAAGGCCGGCUGUUCGCGAAGAGCUGCAGCGGGUGCUGACGAAGCUCGAGGCCGAGCAGCUCAAGGCAAAGAGCUCGGAGGCGGCACCAGCGGCGACGAGCCCCAAGGUCGCGCCAGCGACGGCGCAGGCCGCAGCACCAGCCGUGGAUGUGCGGCCAGUGGGGCCAUGGACAGAGAUCACCACCUUCGCUCUGGACCUAGGUGGCUACAACAAGCCGGAUGUCAGCAUCGACUUGAGGCUGAAAGGAGUGGAGGAGCUUCCUGCCGAGAGCCUCACGUGCGAUUUCAAGGAGGAUUCGUUCGACCUGAAGAUCAUGGGUUUGGAUGGGAAGAACCACCGGUUUGUCCGGACGAACCUUGAGAAGGACAUCGUGCCUGCAGAGUCCAGCUUUAGGGUGAAGAAGAAUCACGUCAUCAUCAACCUCCGCAAGGUGAAGGGCGAGUAUGGCUACGACUCCUGGGUGGACCUUUGCGCCAAAGGCAAGCGAAAGCCCGCGGCUUCGAAAUCGGAGAACCCACAGGACAGCAUCAUGUCCAUGAUGAAGGAUCUCUACGACGAAGGUGAUGACAACAUGAAAAAGAUCAUCGGCGAAGCCAUGUACAAAGCCAG